Plasmodium relictum is the source of this 4326-nucleotide messenger RNA. RefSeq names its product conserved Plasmodium protein, unknown function. The coding region runs from base 1 to 4326 and encodes 1441 amino acids. The record is from RefSeq and is a predicted model, not a curated record. The transcript has 6 exons. Lineage: Eukaryota; Apicomplexa; Aconoidasida; Haemosporida; Plasmodiidae.
AUGAGUACUGGUUGGAAUUUUAAUUUUAAUCAAAAGAAGUAUACUGAAAAAAAAAAAAAAAAAAAGUUGAAAUACAUUAAAUUAUUUAAUAAAAAAAAUAUAAAAAAUUUCAAAAAAAAAAAUGAGCUACUAGUUAAGAAGAGCUUAAAUUGUGGUCCAGCUGGGAGAAAUGCUUUAAUUAGAUGGAUAGAAUAUAACUAUAAAUUGAAAAAUGAUGAAGAGAAUAGAUACCCAGCCGUAAAUGCCUGUAAGGUUUGGCAAAAAACUCAAUCAUUCCAAGAUAUUGUUUUGUCUGGUUUAGUUGAUUUUUUAAAAUUUUUAAAUGUUCCUAAGCACAUUACAUACAAAAAUGUUUUUGAUAAUUAUUUGACUCCCAAGUUUAUAAAUAAAAUUAAUUCUAUAGAUAAAUCACAAAAAUGUUUAAUUGAGCUUGCUAAAAAGAUGAUAUUAAUGUUUCAAGUACGUGAAAUACAACCACUUUUUUCUAUAUUGUUAGAAAAAAUAGAUAUUAUUCCAUUAUGUAUUUUAAAUAUAUUAGUUGAAAAAACACCUGCUGCUAAAUAUUUUUAUGAAAUAACCUCAGUAAAGGUUAAAAGAAAAAUAUGGACAUUAUGCCCUGAUAAAUUUUGUGAAGAAGUUGAACAUAUCAUUGAAGAAAUAGUUUUACGAAUGAAAAUAAAAAAUAGUUAUGAUAUCAUAAAUAAUUUAAUAAAUAAAAUAAUAGAGUUAAUAGGAGAAGAGAAGGAAAAAAGAUUUUUAUAUAAUUUAUGCGUACAUAUUAUACGACUUAAAUGUUUAGAAUCUAUUUUAAAUGAAAAAGAAAAUGCUUCCCAUUCUUCAUAUUCUAAUACAAAAUGUAAUAAAAAAAAUAAAAAGAAUAACAGUGAUAAUAUAUCAUCAAUUAAAAUUAAUGAAGAUAAUAUAGUAAGCGAAAGUAAAGAAUCCAAUGAAAAUAAUAAAGAAAAUGAAUGUAAUGAAAUUAACAUAAAUAAUAAAAUAUACGAAAGCAUUUGCAAGAACUUAAAUUCUAAUUCUCUCCAAAUAUCUAAUGAUUUCGAAAAUAAACUGAAAAAAUUGCAAAUUUGUUUUGAUAAAAUUAUGAAUAAAAGAGAAAAUUCACAAAAUAAUGAAGUGAAUUAUAAAAGUGAAUUCAAAUUAUAUUACAUAGAACUCCAUGAAUAUAACCAUAAUAAUACCUCAUUUCAAUUUUUAAAGAAAAGAAAAAAAGAAGAAAAAAAUUAUAUAUAUGAUAUGAAAAAGGAAAAAAUCAAAUUAAGUAAUGAUGAAAAAAAAGAAGGAAGGACUUUUAGGAAUAAUAAUAAUAAUUAUUGCGAAGAAAAAAGUACUUUUAAAAGAUGUUUAAUAAUAAAUGAAGAGGAAAAAAAAGCGAAAAAAAUUAAAAUAAAUUUAAAUGCUUUAAAUGAGCAGAAUAACAUGGAAAAUGUUUCCGUAAAACUAGACAAACAAAUUAAUGAAGUCAACGACAAAAGUUUAUGUAAAAAAAUGAAUAAUAAUAGUUACAAUAAAAAUAAUAAGGAUAACGUUGAGAACACUAAAAUAAAAGAAAACAUUGAAAUGAGUAAAGAAAUUUAUAUCGAAAAAAAUAAAUAUAAAAUUAAUAUGAAUGAAUACUGUGAAAGCAGAACAUUAUUACCUUUUGAUAAUAUGUUUUAUAGUAACUUAAGAUUAAUGCUAUGCUUACAAUACAAAGAAAAAUACAAUAUAAAUGAUGAAGAAAUGUUAAGUAUAGAUAAAUAUUUUUACAUUAUUGAAUUUAUUAAUAAUAUUAUAAAAGAUGGAAUUCUAAGUUUUGGUGAUGAAAUUAAAAUACAAGAAAUAAUUAAUAAAACUCAAAAAUAUCUUAAAAUAAAGAAUAUUGACGAUUUAUAUGAAUAUUCCUUACUAUUUAAUAACAUAUUAUUAAAGUUUUCAAUUAUUGAAGGCAUAUGUUUUUAUUUUUAUAAAAAUAAUUUUAAUAUUUUAACAUUCAAAAAUAAUAUUAAAUUUUGGAUUUCUCUUUUCUAUUUUGGUAUUUAUAACAAUUUUUUUUCCUUAAUUAAAUAUGCUGUGGAUAAAAUUGAGUACGAAGAAAAAAAAAAAAAAUCAGUAAAAAUAAAUAAACGAAAAAAUGCAUUUUAUUCCGAGGAUACAUUAAAAUUGCAAGAAAGAAUGAGGCAAAAAAACGAAAGUUUUAAAAAACACAAAGAAACAACAGAUGAAAAUGGAGAUGAAAAUGAAGAUGAAAAUGAAGAUGAAAAUGAAGAUGAAAAUGAAGAUGAAAAUGAAGAUGAAAAUGAAGAUGAAAAUGGAGGUGAAAAUGAAAAAAAUUAUGAUUUAUGCGAAGAGUAUGAAAAUAAGGAUAAUGAUAAAGAAAUUAAGGGUAGUGAUGAAGAAAAUGAAGAUACAAAUGAUGAAGAUAAAGAUGAUAGCCUUUCUUAUGAUAGCUGCAAUAAAAAAAAGAAAAAUGAAGAUAUUAUUGAAAACGGUAGUGAAGAUUAUAGUAAAGUAAAUGAAUAUGAAUGGAAUAUAUAUGAAGAUAAGGAAAGCAUAGCCUAUGAAAAUGAAGAGGAAAAUGAACAAAAUCUUGAACAAAAGUGUUUUCAACAAGAAAAAUAUGAAAAUAAAAAAGAAUAUACGGAAAAGGAAUGUAAAAAUUAUAACGAAGAGAAGAACAAAGAGUUCAGUACUUUAAAAUCAUUUACUUUAAAUAAUACUAACAGAAAUAUUCCUUUACAAAAAAAAGAAAAAAAAAAGAUAGAAUCAAAUUUAAAAAUGGAAAGAGGUUUCUUGAAAAAUUCGAAUGAAACUAAGAAAGGAUUUUUUGAAAAUAUAUAUAUGAAGAGGGAAGUAAAGAGUAGUAAUUUAAAGUUAUUUUUUAAUAUUUGCAAGGAAAGUUAUUUAAAAAUACCUUUAAUGAAUGUUCUAAAUUAUAUAGUAAUUCCAAAUAAUAUAGAAAAUAAUUUUAUUUCUUUUUUUGAUUUUUUUGAUGAAGACAAUAUUGAUAAAUUAAAUAAAACUAAAGAAAAAAAUAGUAUUUUAUUAUUAUCUACAUUAUUAAAUAUACCACAACUAGAUUAUAUAAAAAUUAAAAACUUUUUUUCAAUUAUUGAUGAAUUCUUUUAUCUCGAAAAAAAAAAUUUUAUAUUUGCACAAAGUAAUAAUAAUAUUAGAGAAUAUUCUUUUCAUCAGCAUAUAAGUGGGACAAAAAGUGUGCAAGAAAAUAAAAUAAAUUUAAAGAACAAAACUUUUAAAAAUAGUGGCAAAUGCAGCAAUAUUAAAAUGGAGGUAAGAGAUUUAAUAAAUAAUAAUAAUUUUAAUAUGAAUAAAAAUGAUAUUAUGAGGGAAAUUAAUAAUUAUUAUUCAAAGAAUGAUGAAAAUAUAGUAAAUUUUGAUAAAGAAAAAAAAUUGAAUGAUUAUAAUGAAAUACACCAAAUUUAUGAUAGUGAUAUUCAUGCAAUAAAAGAAAAAAGCAUGUUUAAUCAAAUCGGAAGAAAACUAAUAGACUACAUUAAUGAUAUGAAUAGUACUAUUAGUGAUAAUCAAUUUUUGAUAAAUAAUAAUAUAGCAUCAAUAUUUAUAUAUUUAAAAGAUGCUAAUACUAAAUAUGAGGACAAUAUAAAUGUUCCAUUAAAAUGUAAAUAUGAUAAAUUAGAAAAGGAUACAACAAAAAAUAAAAAUUAUUCAAUAAACUUUUUUUAUGAAAUUUCAGAUGAAUUACUUAAGAAGUUAAAUUACAAAGGAAAAAUUAAAAAGUAUUUGCCAUAUAUUUUAAAAAUUUGUUUUAUUUUUUUGAAUUUUUUUAAAGAAAAAAAACUAAUAAAUAUAUAUAUAAAAUAUCUGAAUUUAUAUGGGUACCUAUAUCAUAUGAUAUUAAAUAGAAUAUUAUACAUUAGUACUGUGAAAAGUAUUCCAGUUUUACAAAAUAUUAUAUUAAAGGAAUUACAUUUCUAUUUUGAAGAUUUCAAAAAUAUGAAAGAGAAGAAUUUAUGGAAAUUUUUUUUGUAUGCUCAUACAUUGAUUGAUAUUAAUCAAACAAAAUCUAAUUCUUUAAGUAAAUUAUUUCAUAAUAAUGCUAUUGAUUAUUUUAUAAAGCUCUUUUAUUAUUUAUCCUUUUACAAUCCAACAUUUUCUAUUAUUUUUCUAAAGCUAAUAGAGACACCAUUAUUUUUUAAGCAUAUUGAAAAUAAAAAGGCAGAAAUAUUACAGAAUUUAUGGAUAGGAACACAUGAAAGAUAUUUUUUUCAUUUUCCUAAAAAUAAAAGAUAUUCUAAUGAGUAUAAAAUUUGGAUAGAUUCAUACAAUAAAUUUUCUGAAAAAUAUAUUUAG